Molecule: messenger RNA, 1101 nt
Organism: Nestor notabilis (Kea)
Lineage: Eukaryota; Metazoa; Chordata; Aves; Psittaciformes; Psittacidae
Gene: CDK15
Product: cyclin-dependent kinase 15
Exons: 14
Coding region: 1-1101 (366 amino acids)
Biological process (GO): protein phosphorylation
Cellular component (GO): nucleus; cytosol; cytoplasm
Molecular function (GO): cyclin binding; ATP binding; cyclin-dependent protein serine/threonine kinase activity
Source: RefSeq, a predicted model, not a curated record
AUGCGGAGGCCUUGGAGUUACACUGGUCCUUUCCAGGAGCAGGAUGUUGUGGAGAGCUUCAAAUGGAGACCAGGCAUGCCCUUUGGAGCUGCCACAUCCUAUGUACAUCUAGAGAAGCUAUGUGAAGGAUCCUGUGCAACUGUGUACAAAGGGAUCAGCAGGAUCACCGGGCAGUUGGUGGUGCUGAAAGUGAUCCGGCUGGAGGCAGCGGAGGGAAUGCCCUUUACAGCCAUUCGGGAAGCUUCUCUUCUCAAGCAUUUAAAACAUGCCAAUGUCGUACUGCUUCAUGACAUUAUCCAGUCCAAGGAGACACUAACAUUUGUCUUUGAGUACAUGCACACAGACCUAGCAGAGUACAUGGGCCAGCAUCCUGGAGGACUUCAUUCAUGCAAUGUUAUGCUUUUCAUGUUCCAGCUUUUGCGUGGCCUGGCUUACAUCCACCAACAACACAUUCUUCACCGUGAUCUGAAACCCCAGAACUUGCUCAUCAGUUGCCUUGGUGAGCUCAAAUUAGCAGACUUCGGCCUUGCUCGUGCCAAGUCCAUCCCCAGACAGACAUACUCCUCUGAAGUGGCAGCACUCUGGUACCGUCCUCCUGAUGUGUUACUUGGAGCUACAGAUUAUUCUUCUGAUCUAGAUAUCUGGAGUGCAGGCUGUAUAUUUGUUGAAAUGAUCCAGGGGCAGCCAAUAUUUGAAGGAACUUCUGGGACUCAUGAACAGCUGCUGAAGAUCUGGGAGGUAUUGGGGGUCCCAGCUGAGGACACCUGGCCAGGACUUUCCAAGCUCCCCAACUAUAACCCAGAGUGGGGAACAUUACGACAUCUGAAAGAUUUUGGCCAGCUCUGUGAAGGGCUGGGCAGGGUACCAGCAGCGGAGGAUUUGGCCUCCAAGAUGCUUACAGCCUUCCCCCGAGGCCGGAUCUCUGCUCAAGAUGCACUUCUUCACAGCUUCUUCAGCCCCCUACCUCCUCAACUCUAUCAGGUUCCUGCUGGACAAUCAGUGCUCACAGUUCCAGGAGUGAGACUGCAACCUGAAAUCUGUGACCUCUUUGUUUCUUACCGAAAAAGCCAUCUCUCACAAGGUUCAAGCAAGUUUUGGUAG